AUGGAUUCUUCUUCCAAACGUAACAUCAAUAGCAAAGAAGAGAUGAAGGAUAUUUCUGAUGCCAAUGGUCAGCCCCUUGGGUUGGUUGGGAAACUUGUUCUGCUCGAAGAGCUAGACCGAAGGGAUCGGGAGAAAUCUCGAGGGACAGCCACUGAUGGUCAACACCAACCACAACCAACAAAACCAACAAAACCAACACGACCUAGGCCGGUGGCAUCCUCCAAAAGUACUGACCCUGCCAAUUGGAAGACAGCAAACAAAACUACUAGUAUAACCAAAACCGCAGAAGGCCGUCAUCCCAGUCUUGACAUGUCGGAGAGCAACAACUCCUUGAUUGGCAUGACUGGAAAGAGACUCAUUCUAACACAAGAGUUGGCAGAUGCAGUAGCUAGCCCUGUGGAUAGUACAAGAGCAAGGUCAAGCCUACAGGUCUCUGGAACCAAUCAAAUUACUGGGAUGACGUCAACGGCACCCCAUCAAUUUCCAGGACAGGACAAUGUACAACAAAAUCAGCAGGUUCUGAUAGGUGCAGUGGCAGUACGAGGGGCUACUAGAGAAGAACAAGAUGUAUCCUCAGGUACCAACAUUCCCGAUCUGGAACAGCAAGCUGUUGUUCGUGAUAAUCAUCAUGGCAAUCGUAAUGCCGGCCUGGUGGUAGCAGAGGAUUAUUUCAAACAUGUGGGAGAAACUGGAGAUGAUUUGGAUGUUGACCUUGCUCAAUUCUUGCUAGAGACAAGGCAGAGAGCAUUUGAUUGGAUUGUCAAUCAGGAUCCAAUGCAGUUGGAGUAUGAUUCUCCCAACUUGGUUCAGCGGUUUCUGCUGGUGCUCUUCUACUAUCAGACUACUAGGCAUCAACCUUGGAAGGUGUGCAACCCAGCAGCAAUUCCCCAAGGAAGCGCAAGUUCUGGUUUCUGUUAUAAAGCUCAUCAUGUCUCCGGGGAGAUAACAACGGACAUAUGGGGGGAUCAGUGGCUCUCUGCCAGUCAUGAAUGCAAGUGGGCUGGAGUUAUCUGUGGAACUGUGCAAUCAGAGGAAACUACAGUUGCUGAGCUACGCCUUGCACUGAUUCAUCUUAAUGGCCCGCUUCCCUGGGAGAUCACAAGAUUGUCACUGCUGAGGGGCCUACGGCUCAGCAGCAACAUGCUGACUGGAACGCUGCCCCCAAGACUCUUUUCCAAAAAAGCCGGUUUUGCCCUGGAAACUCUUGGAUUGUCCUCAAAUCAAAUUUCUGGCGCUAUCCCUGCAGAAUGGGUUGCAAACCUUCUUGAAGGAAAUGGAGAACUUGCCUAUCUUGAUCUGUAUGGAAACACCUUGACCGGGAAAAUUCCAUCAGAGUUGGGUCAGCUCCCUUUGAAAAGGCUCAUACUAGCAACCAACACUCUCACAGGUUCCAUUCCACAAGAAAUAUUCAACCAAACUUCUCUACAGUGGCUCUUUUUGGGUAAAAAUGAUCUCACUGGGACAUUGCCAAGUGAAGCUGGAUUGCUCACUAAUUUGAAAUACCUGAACUUGAAUUACACACAAAUUUCUGGUACCUUGCCCUCAGAGAUUGGCCUGUUAAACCAGCUUGAGGAUCUCAUACUCUCUAACACAAACAUGCAAGGGACAAUUCCUGAAGAACUCUUCACAGGACUUGACAAUCUCUGGUUCUUUGGCUUGGAUGGUUGCAACUUUACUGGGACCAUCAGCUCAUCUGUUGGUCUUUUUCAGACGACGCUCCAGCACCUGUACCUAGCCAAUAACAACUUCCAUGGCACUAUUCCCAGUGAGAUUGAGGCAUUGACACUAAUAAGGGAGCUUCUGGUGAAUGGGAAUGAUCUGUCUGGCACAGUUCCAGUCUCUUUCUGCCAGAAUCUUUUUGCUGGGGAAAAAGGUUCCAAGGUUGUGGCUGACUGUUUGCCCAAUGCAGAAACUGGAAUUCCUGCAAUCCAUUGUCCUUCUGGUUGCUGCACCAGUUGUUGUGACAAGACAGGACUUUGCCUCUCCACUUGA
Molecule: messenger RNA, 1992 nt
Organism: Seminavis robusta
Lineage: Eukaryota; Bacillariophyta; Bacillariophyceae; Naviculales; Naviculaceae
Source: the annotation of a GenBank genome assembly